This is a messenger RNA of Periconia digitata, 698 nucleotides long. The record is from the annotation of a GenBank genome assembly. NCBI's taxonomy places the organism in Eukaryota, Fungi, Ascomycota, Dothideomycetes, Pleosporales, Periconiaceae.
CUCUGUGAACGUAUCGCUCAAAUUCUGACCAGAAUGGCCACCACACCCCAGCCAGAAAUCAUCCUCUACGACCUAGCCUGCACGAAAAAUACAUGUUUUUCACCAGUAAUAUCGAAGCGACUCUGAAACCGCUCGGCAUGACCCCCCUCGGCACCUCGAACAGCAAAUUCACCGUCCCAGCAAUCCACCACAUCCCCACAAACACGUAUAUGAUGGACUCAACGCCAAUCUCACAAUUCCUCGAACGUACUUACCCCAACCCGUCACUCCCCCUCUCCACGGACUGGGGCCAAGAAAUUGAGAAAAAAGCGCGGGGGUUACUGGGUCCUGUACUUCGCACGUCCAUUGUUCCGCGUGAGAUCUUGAUUCUCUCGCCGCGGUCACAAGAUUACUUCCGUCGCACGCGCGAGGAGGCGUUUGGGCGGCGGCUUGAGGAAUUGCUGGAUGAGGGGAAGGAGGAAGAGAUGGGGAGGGAGUUGGAUGGGGAGAUGGUUGGGGUUGGGGGGAUGAUGCGGAGGGAUGCUGGGGGUGCGGGGUUUGUGUUUGGCGAGGAGCCAUGUUACACUGAUUUUUUGAUAGCGGGGGCGAUGGAGUCAGUGAGGAUGGUUGAUGAGGGGAUUUUUCAGAGGAUGGUGAAGUAUCGUGGGUUUAGUGAUGUGUAUACAGCGUGCCUGCCUUUGAUGGAGAAGAAUGACUGA